Molecule: messenger RNA, 1095 nt
Organism: Leptosomus discolor (cuckoo roller)
Lineage: Eukaryota; Metazoa; Chordata; Aves; Leptosomiformes; Leptosomidae
Gene: RCSD1
Product: RCSD domain containing 1
Biological process (GO): protein localization to endosome; retrograde transport, endosome to Golgi; skeletal muscle contraction
Cellular component (GO): early endosome; WASH complex
Molecular function (GO): retromer complex binding; phosphatidylinositol phosphate binding; actin filament binding
Source: RefSeq, a predicted model, not a curated record
AACAGGACAGCAGAGACCAACUCAGAGGUGGACAAGUCAGCAUCACCCUCAGUGGCUCAGCUAGCAGGGAAAUUCAAAGAGCAAGCAGCCAAUACCACUGGAAAAGAGGUACCACCACAUAAGCCAGCUCGGAGGAAACCACCAUGCUCCCUUCCGUUGUAUUCCCACAAACCUGAGACAAGUGACAAUGAUGAGCAAAAGCGGUCUCCAAAUGCUUGCCCCAUUCCCAAGGUCAAGGUGAAAAGCUCCCCCAUGAUUGAAAAGCUGCAGGCCAAUCUAGCUUUUGCUCCAGCUGCUUUGCUGCCGGGAGCAUCUCCCAAGAGCCCUGGUCUGAAAGCCCUGGUUUCUCCGUUCAGCACCCCUCCCUCAACGCCCAGCAGCCCAGGGAUUCAGUCCCAGCCCAGUGAAGUGAGUGAGACGCCGGUCAGCUUUGAUCAACCCCCAGAAGGCACUCAGCUGCAAUUCUAUAACAAGGUGCGGACGCGAGGAUCGAUAAAGCGCAGGCCUCCCUCCAGGAGGUUCCGAAGAUCUCUAUCUGAGUAUGGAGAUGGGGAGGAUUUAGGGGUCAACAUCUCCUCUCCAGAAAAUGGUGCCAAGGAAGAUGGGGAUGAGGUGUUUGGGCCCAAGGGCAAGACAGAGGAGGCAGAAACAGGAAGCAAAGAGCAAAAGAAACAGACAGGGUCUGACGAGAAGCCCCCAUCAAGGAGAGGAUCCAGCAGAUCAGAAGAUGAAGAAAAAGGGGAAAAACAGGCAGAGGAAAUGACUCCUUGCAAAAGUAAGGCAGGGGACACAAAGGAAGAGGAAGUGUGUCAUGGUGCCCCAGGGGAGGAGAACUUUCCCCAGCUUCCCUCUGGAAAUAAGGAGAAGGUGUUCGAGGGUCCCCAGGGAGAAGAGCAGCAAAGCAGUGCCUGUAAACAGGAAAAGGGGGACAAGGAGAAGGAAGAAGCUGAAGCUGAAGCAAAGGAGACCAGUGAGAGCACAGACGGACGGAGAACAUCAGACGCGGAAGAAAUUUAACCGCUGCAGGACACAGUGGGCUUAAAGACUGCCAGUGAGUCUUCAACAUCAGCCACGCAGGACCAGGGCACAGCGUAA